This is a messenger RNA of Aspergillus luchuensis, 738 nucleotides long. RefSeq lists its product as uncharacterized. The transcript has 2 exons. NCBI's taxonomy places the organism in Eukaryota, Fungi, Ascomycota, Eurotiomycetes, Eurotiales, Aspergillaceae. The record is from RefSeq and is a predicted model, not a curated record. Bases 1 to 738 code for a protein of 245 amino acids.
AUGGAUCCCCAGCCCGCGAAUCCUCCAAACGACACCGCCGCAGAGGCGAGCCCAGCCCGCGAAGUCCACACCGAGUUCCGAUACCUAGAAGCCUACGAAGACGUCUGCGACAGAUGCGACCUCUUCAACAUGCAGAAUGCCAUGUCGCAGUGUCGAUCAUGUGGAUGGCGAGAAUGUCGUGCAUGCACGAUCGAAACUGGUGGACGUCGAACCCAUCGGGUCCAAGGCAGGACGCAUUUCUCACCCGUUAAUGUAACUGAGUUACUGGCCCAGGCGACUGCUGAUCAUGAACAGAGAGUGGCGAGACUAGGGGGAUGGAUGGCAAUGACUAGAGGGAGGGGUCGUGCCCGAAGAUGGAUAUAUACUAGUAGAAGGAGGGAAGAGGAACAGCAUAGAGGGAGGGGGAGGAGAAACCGACGAGGGCGCCGGGGGAAUCGCCAACGUUGUCAAGCACCAGCACCAGCACCAACCCCUGAAGCUACCGCUGCUCCGUCCCCGGCAGCUUCUCCUAACACUGAGGAAGCAAUAUUGAAUGAUGCUCGAGCUCCCGAAACAGCAGAAGGUGCGGAGAUGCUGUAUGCUUUGGGCCUCGAAGAUUCUGCUAGUCGCAGAAGUGAAAGUGAAUCCCCUGCCACUGAGGAAGAGAGACGAACUAUACGUGCUCCCUUUCUCAUCCUGGCGAAACGUGCCCGCGAAGAAUUCGAAACCCAACAGACAGACAGGGCAAGUGAGGAGUGA